Neofelis nebulosa (Clouded leopard) is the source of this 2033-nucleotide messenger RNA. It is a transcript of the gene PIGW, whose product is annotated as phosphatidylinositol glycan anchor biosynthesis class W. Gene Ontology annotation, molecular function: glucosaminyl-phosphatidylinositol O-acyltransferase activity. The transcript is spliced from 2 exons. The record is from RefSeq and is a predicted model, not a curated record. NCBI's taxonomy places the organism in Eukaryota, Metazoa, Chordata, Mammalia, Carnivora, Felidae. Gene Ontology annotation, biological process: protein localization to plasma membrane; GPI anchor biosynthetic process. Gene Ontology annotation, cellular component: membrane; endoplasmic reticulum. The coding region runs from base 133 to 1638 and encodes 501 amino acids.
CUGGCAGCGGGGCUCAUAGAGGGCUAAACUGCCAGGGCGCCGAGACACCGAAGGCACGUGAAGUGUAAGGGCCGCCACAGCCGUGUCAGACGGGGAAAGGACUCCUUUAUUUUUAAAGGCCAAAGGAAAAAAAUGUCUCAGAAGCAGAUGAAGGAAGCUUUUGUCAGUAACCACAAUGGAACCAGCGUGCUGGAAGUCACCCAGGGCUUGUGUUUGCCUGCACUCUGUAUCGUGUGCAGAGGGCUCCUGAUCAUUCUCUCACAGCACUUGUGUUCUUCACAUACCUGGAGAACUAGAUUCUUCAUUGACUUUGUUUUCCUAAUAAUUCCCCUGGUGGCCACUUUGACCAUUUUGUCUUCAUUUGUCCUCCUUGAGCACCUUGCUGUAAUUAUCUGUGGGGCAGGGCUGUUCUAUCAAAUAUACUGCAGGAGAACUUGUGCCAGAAUGCCUGUCCAGAAAAUGCUUGAAAAAUUCUUGAAAAUCAGUAUAGAAUCUGAAUAUAUUCCAGCCAUCUCUUGUUUCCGUGUAAUUAACAGUACAUUUACUGCUAUUGCCAUUUUGGCUGUGGACUUUCCACUUUUUCCCAGAAGAUUUGCCAAAACUGAGCUCUAUGGGACAGGAGCGAUGGAUUUUGGAGUAGGAGGUUUUAUUUUUGGGACUGCAAUGGUUUGUCCAGAAGUUAGGAAAAAAUACACAGAAGAGUCCAGAUUUUAUUAUCUUACAAAGUCAUUGUACUCUGUUUGGCCAUUAGUCUUCCUAGGAAUAGGACGAUUAGUCAUUAUAAAAGCCAUAGGCUAUCAGGAACAUUUGACUGAGUAUGGAGUUCAUUGGAACUUUUUCUUUACCUUAAUAGUUGUGAAACUGAUAACAUCAUUGCUUUUGAUUAUUUUUCCUCUCAAUAAAUCCUGGAUUGUGGCAAUCAGCAUUAUUGUGUUAUACCAGCUGGCCCUUGACUUUACCCCACUCAAAAGGUUAAUUUUGUAUGGCACUGAUGGUAGUGGCACAAGGGUUGGUUUAUUAAAUGCCAACCGAGAAGGAAUAAUUUCUAUCUUGGGGUAUGUGGCAAUUCAUAUGGCUGGCGUGCAAACAGGGUCAUAUAUGCUUAAAAAAAGAUCACAUGUCAAAGACUGGGUAAAAGGAGCCCACUGUAUUUUGCUGACAGCUAUUAGUCUCUUCAUAUCUCUCUACAUAGUUCAGGUAAAUGUAGAAGUAGUAUCUCGGAGAAUGGCCAAUUUAGCCUUUUGUAUUUGGAUAGUUGCUUCUAGCCUGAUCCUUCUUAGUAGUUUAUUACUGGGUGAUAUAAUUUUGAGUUUUGCCAAAUUUCUAAUUAAAGAGGCUGUGGUACCAUGUUCUUGGAAACUGAUCCAUUCAUCUGUCACAAAUAAAAAACAUUUAGAAUCUCUGGUCUCUGAAGCUGAAAGAAAGGAACCCAGUCUUUGUUUAAUCACAGCUAUGAACAGAAACCAGUUAAUUUUUUUCUUGCUGUCAAAUAUAACUACUGGUCUGAUCAACCUGUUGAUAGAUACAUUACACAGCAGUACUUUGUGGGCCUUAUUUGUGCUCAAUCUCUAUAUGUUUACCAACUGUUUAAUUAUAUAUGUGCUACACUUGCAAGAUAAGACAAUAAAAUUUUGGUGAUCAGUAUGGGUAGGAAGUACCUGUGGUAGAGCAAUAUUUUAAUGAGGAAGAAUAUUAAAUGUGAAGAAAAUGGGCUUUUGGCAACCCAGUGUUAACCAUAUUUUUUUCAACCCUCUAUAAAUGAUGCUUAAUGUUUUAAUGUGUCUCAACACUAUAUAAAACAAACCAAUAGAGAAACAAGUCUUGUGACUCGUUAGAAUAUUUAUUAAAUUUCAGUAUUUUAAAGAAACUGCAGUUGUGACACUGAAAGAUUGGAGGGUGAGGGGGAUUUUUACUUUCUAUCUUAUUACAUACCAUUCUGUAUUUUUUUUAUUGUAUGACUUAUAACAUUUACAUGAAAACAUCUCAAUGUGAAUUUAUUGUAUGACUUUUAUAAUAAAAUUUACAUGAAAACA